GAGGCGAUCUGACUUUCCUCUUCGCUCUGCAAAAACUGCAGACGAAAGAGCAGCGGGGAGACAUUUGCUCCGGGCGAUUUUUGCAAAAACAGGAGCUCAUUGGAUAGUGGAUCUAUCCUGGCGCUCUUUUCCUUCCUCUCGCCGGUCUUUUCAAGCAUCCGUCCCGCUGGCCACAUCCCUUUACCAGCUUUACCUACGUUCCUUUGCCUGCACCUUGAGUCCAACACUCUCCAGCGCGUUCUGGAGGAAACUGAUGCUGAUGCUGCAGGAGAAGCAAAGUUUUUGUAGGUGAAUUUUGCACUUGUUUGGAGAAAACAAAACUUCCUUGGCGACAAAGACUUCUUGGCUGUGUGAAAUUCACCAUUGGACCUUCUGGCUGUGUUGUGAAUUUCGUUUGAAGUCAAAGAGAAAAUGGAUUUGCAAAGCCCAGCAAGUAAUGAAUUAGGGAAGGGAGCAGAAAAGGGUCCUCCAGACAUCUGGUCUGGAAGUGACAGGGAAUUCUGGGGACAAGCUGUGCAGAAGAUGUUGUGUGAGGACACCACCAGCUCAGACAUCCAGCAAUGGAGAUUUAGGCAGUUCUGCUAUCAGGAGGCUGCUGGACCUCGAGAGGUCUGCAGCCGAAUCCACCACCUUUUCCGUCAGUGGCUAAAGCCAGAAAGGCACACCAAGGCUCAGAUCCUGGACCUGGUGAUCCUGGAACAAUUCCUGGCUGUUCUCCCGCUGGAGAUAGAGAGCUGGGUCAGAGAAUGUGGAGCGGAGACCAGUUCCCAGGCAGUGGCCCUGGCAGAAGGUUUCCUCCUGAGCCAGGCAGAGGGCAGGAAGCAGGAAAAGCAGCAGGAACAGAGGAAGUUAGCCAAAGCAGCCACUGAUCUUCCAAAGGCACAGAAGGCUCCAUCAGACACCAGACAGAGGCCGUUUUUCAGGUGGAUUGUGCCGGAAGGCAAUGGAGGUACCAUUUCCUUAGGCAAUGAAAUGACUCUGGCGACUCCUCCUAGCCCUUCUCCUCUUGUUGGUGGAGUGGAAAGGGUUGCUAUGCAGCCACCUGAUCAGAGUAUGGUGACCCUUGAGGAGGUGGUUGUGUGUUUCUCCGAGGAGGAGUGGGCUCUGCUGGAUCCUGGCCAAAGGGCUCUGCACAGGGAAGUCAUGGAGGAGACUUCUGGGCAUCUGGCCUGGCUGGGUGACCAGAGGGGGAGCAAAAAAGGGGGUGCACCAUUGCAAAGGAAAACUGGAGCAGAAAGUCAGAGGAAGGAGAAGGUCGCUUCUGAAGGGGAAGAUUCUCAUUCAGUUCCAAUCCAAGAAGAAUGUCCCCGGGGAAAGAAACGGAUUAAGAUCCCUCCACAAGGAAACAUCUUAACUAAUGAAUCGCAUCUUAGUUUACAUCAGAUAAUUCAUACAGGAGAGAAACCAUAUCAAUGCUCUGAGUGUGGGAAGAGUUUCAGCCGUUCCUUUAGCCUUACGAUCCAUCAAAGAGUCCAUACAGGAGAGAAACCUUAUACGUGCUCAGAGUGUGGAAAGAGCUUCAGUCACAAUUCAGCCUUUAAUUACCAUCAAAGAGCCCAUAGAGGAGAGAAACCUUUUACCUGCUUAGAGUGUGGAAAGAGCUUCAGUCACAACCAAGCCCUUACUUACCAUCAACGAGUGCACACAGGAGAGAAACCAUAUACAUGCUCAGUCUGUGGAAAGAGCUUCACCCAGAGCUCAAAUCUUAUUUCUCAUCAAAGAAUCCACACCGGAGAGAAACCAUAUACAUGCUCAGUCUGUGGAAAGAGCUUCAGUAGCAAGUAUGGACUUUCUUACCAUGAAAGAAUCCACACCGGAGAGAAACCAUAUACAUGUUCAGAGUGUGGAAAGCAUUUUAGUCACAGCCAAGCCCUUAUGUACCAUCAAAAAGUCCACACGGGAGAGAAACCAUAUACAUGCUCAAUGUGUGGAAAGAGCUUCAGUCACAAGUAUGGGCUUGCUUCCCAUCACAGAAUCCAUACAGGAGAGAAACCAUAUACAUGCUCAGAGUGCGGAAAGAGCUUCAAUCACAUUUCAGCCUUUACUUACCAUCAAAGAAUCCAUACAGGAGAGAAACCAUAUACAUGCUCAAUGUGUGGAAAGAGCUUCAGGCACAAUUCAGCCUUUACUUGCCAUCAGAGAAUCCAUACAGGAGAGAAACCAUAUAUAUGCUCCAAGUGUGGAAAGUGUUUCAAGCAGAAAGGCCACCUUUCUAUCCAUCAAAGAAUCCACACAAGAGAGCAACAAUGUAAGUACUAAGAGUAUAGAAAGAGUUUCUUUCUGGAAUAAAUAUUGUUUUUUAAAAAAUAAAAAAUAAAAAAUAGAAUUCACCUAGGAGAGAAACCAUAUAGUUGUUCAGAAACAGCCUUCUUCUUGAAGCUCCUCCUAUCAGGUACCAACCAUACCCAGAUUUUGAGAAGACCUCUUCUGGGAAAGGAGAGGAGCUGGUCUCUGUACAAGCCUUUUGCACCAACCAAGAUUUUGCAGUGAGUGCUAUUCCUAAGGGACAACUAACAUUUGCACUUCCCAUGGGGAGGGACCAGGUAACUACACAUCCAGGUUCUGAGCUUCAUUUUAAGAACCUCCUUCACGGCCUUUGGGACCGCAGGACCACUAGCAAUAUGGGAUCAGCACUGAGGUCCAGUACCAGAGGAGGCGUGCCUGCCUGGAUGCCCAAGGCCUCCCUUACAUCUGGCCGCCUCUGAACUAGUUCCAGGAAGGGAUGGAACUUCUCUUAAGCUCCUCAGUAUCAGUCUGGCAUUCAAAGGUGCAACACAGUUCUAUGCUGUGAUCUCCUCCAGAGCUGUUGUUCCCUUUUCCAGUUCCUCCUCCCCUUUUUAUUCUUAGCCUUUCACUUAAUCUCCUUCUUCCUGCCUCCCACCUUUGUUUCAGUUUCUCACCUUGAUAUUCAAGCCAGGCUCACACCUUGAGUUGUGUAAUACCUGCUUUACCUCUGAUGUGUCACAGGUAUGGACAAGGGCAACUUAAUAAACAACAAGGAAUCUGGACAGGAGAGGAAAGAUGUGGAAAAGUUGGGCUGUGGAAAGAGGUUCAGCUUCAGGAUGCUCCUUUCUACCCAUUGUAGGACCUCCACAGAGCUGAAUGUAGGACCUGCCUUAUUCCUCAUCAAGCCAUUGGUCCAUUUAGGUCUUUAUUGCCUAGGUUGACUGGCAGGGACCUUCCAUGGUUUUAGACAGAAAUUGUGUACUUCCCAAGCCCUACCUGGAGAUGCUGCUAGGAACUGAAAGAAGAAACUUCUGCAUGCAAAGCAGAUGCUUUGUGAGUGAGCUACGGCCACAUCCCUGGUACAAAAAAAGAUCUGUCAAGCACCUGGCAGCCUUCAAAAUGGGACUUGUAUGUUGCACAUGGCUUCAUGGGGCACACACUGUGCAGGACUGGGCUAAAGUCACUGGCUAUAUUUUGUAAGGAAAGAGAGGGGAACUGGGGAAAGAACUGCUUCUUACUCUCAUCCAUUCAUGGUUUGGGAAAGUCUGGAGGGAUCUGGCUUGUAGUGGCCUGGCUCAGGGGUAGAAAGAUUGAUGCAGGGAACGGAACUGGGCUAUAAUUUGCUUCCUCUCCCUAUUCAUUCAUUGCGAUCAUUGAUCAGACAGACGUACAUACAAACCAAUAAUACUACAUUCAGGUAAGAAUUUGGUCAUACAGAGUACACCAACAAAGAAGCCUUUUGGAGCGGCAUCUAAGAAGUAAGGCCAGAAGUUAGUUGUUGGUGGAUCUUGACAGCAGCUGCCCACAAUCUGGCAACAUGGUGAGUGAUAGUAGGUUUCUUAUCUGCAAGGAGGAGUGCGGCAUAAAAUCCAGCCGUUCUACCGGGGAAGUGUGAUAAUGUGAAUAAUAAGAUUGCAUCAACUAUCAUUAUAAAAAGAGCAAAACAACAGCUCAUGGUGGCAAGCCAAGUUGGACCACCAGCCUGACUUAGGCAAAGGCAGCUUCCUAAGUCUGUAUGUAACUCUGACUGCGUUCCCAGCAAGUGAAUGAUGGAAGAGAAUGAGGGGAAAGGCUCUUAAUGUGAAGUUGUUGGUUAGAGAACAGCAAGGGAGACACUUGGUCUUUGUCGGUCAUAUGAAGCGAACCCAUCAGAAAAUGAAUGCCUCACAUUCACAUUGUGUUUAUGUUUAAGUAUGUAAGCUUUUGAGUUAUGCAAAAUUCUUCCUCAGAUGACACGUAGCCUGUUUCACUUCUAUAUUACACCUUCUUAGACAGCUCUUUUUAUUUACUGAAUCUGUUCUUUAUGGUGUAGUGGCUAGAGUGCUGGACUAGGACCUGGGAGACCCAAGUUCAAAUCCCCAUUCAGCCAUGAGACUUGCUGGGUAACUCUGGGCCAGUCACUUCUCUCUCAGCCUAACCUACUUCACAGGGUUGUUGUGAGGAGAAACUCAAGUAUGUAGUACACCGCUCUGGGCUCCUUGGAGUAAGAGUGGGAUAUAAAAUGUAAAAUAUAUUUUAAAAAUAAAAUAAAAUAUCUGAUCUUUUCUGA
Messenger RNA from Hemicordylus capensis (graceful crag lizard), 4495 nucleotides. Its product is annotated as zinc finger protein 586-like. NCBI's taxonomy places the organism in Eukaryota, Metazoa, Chordata, Lepidosauria, Squamata, Cordylidae. Gene Ontology annotation, biological process: regulation of transcription by RNA polymerase II. The record is from RefSeq and is a predicted model, not a curated record. Gene Ontology annotation, molecular function: DNA-binding transcription activator activity, RNA polymerase II-specific; RNA polymerase II cis-regulatory region sequence-specific DNA binding. Bases 412 to 2259 code for a protein of 615 amino acids. The transcript has 6 exons. Gene Ontology annotation, cellular component: nucleus.